Saccostrea cuccullata (small rock oyster) is the source of this 414-nucleotide messenger RNA. RefSeq lists its product as uncharacterized. The record is from RefSeq and is a predicted model, not a curated record. Bases 1 to 414 code for a protein of 137 amino acids. The transcript has a single exon. Lineage: Eukaryota; Metazoa; Mollusca; Bivalvia; Ostreida; Ostreidae.
AUGCAUCAAAGGAGGGAGUUUUCCGUGGCAUACUUGAAAGUGUUCCACAAAGAACAUGCGGAGUUAGGAUUUCUUCUUGGCAAGGCCAAAGUUGCCCCCCACACACGGGCACACAUCCCAAGGCUUGAACUAUGCGCCUCGGUUCUGGCUGUUGAGAUGGCAGAGAUUAUCAGAGAACAACUGCAAGUUUCCAAAGAUGCCUUUACCUUCUACACAGAUAGCCAAGUUGUCCUGGGAUACAUAUCCAAUGACGCUAAGAGAUUUCACGUGUAUGUAUCAAAUAGGGUGAGCAAAAUACGGUCAUUCUGUGGCCCAGAAUGCUGGAGAUACGUGAUGUCUGAACAGAACCCAGCCGAUGUUGCAACUCGUGGUUGCAGCACCAACUCCCUUGAGCAGUUGGCUUUUAGGACCUGA